AUGAAGCUGCUCACCACCUUUCUCCUUGUGGCCCUUCUAGCUCUUUGGGUGGGAUUCCCCUCCACAACCGGGAGUGACAUCCCAACAGUAAUUCCACAACAUUUCCCCCCUGUUUCCCCUCUGUUGUCACCAGAAGGUAAAGUUCAACAGAACCCGGGGGUGUGCCCAAGAGAUCACUGCAGAUGCACUGGUCCUCAGCCUGAUGAGUGCAAGAGAGAUUGUUCUUGUAAAGAAAAGAAGAAAUGUUGUUUCUCUUGUUGUGCAAUGCACUGUGUGGACCCAGAAUAAGAAGAUCCGGGAUCCAGGUAGUACUUUAUAUUCACUUUCUUCUCAAGGAUGCACUGGGUUCCAUAUUAUCAGGGUCUUGAUGAAAUAUCCUCCAUGCUUCCUUCACUUUAGCCCGUAGCCUCAUCUCCCCAUUCUUUCCUUUCUUUCUUGG
This is a messenger RNA of Crotalus tigris (Tiger rattlesnake), 439 nucleotides long. RefSeq names its product WAP four-disulfide core domain protein 12-like. The transcript has 2 exons. Bases 1 to 288 code for a protein of 95 amino acids. Lineage: Eukaryota; Metazoa; Chordata; Lepidosauria; Squamata; Viperidae. The record is from RefSeq and is a predicted model, not a curated record. Gene Ontology annotation, cellular component: extracellular region. Gene Ontology annotation, molecular function: peptidase inhibitor activity.